AUGAUAUUCUUGUUUGCCCUGGUGAUUUGUCGUUUUCGUUGGCUAUUGACGGUGAUAACAAAAUUCUUAUCUAUUGUUGUUUCGUUUUAUCAAAUAAUUAAUUUUUUUUAUAAAAAAAACUUUACUCAUUUUCCACCCAACACCCUCCAUUUCACCCAUCGGCUCCGCUUUAUUCCUUUUUAUCUUAUGUGA
Molecule: messenger RNA, 192 nt
Organism: Trypanosoma brucei brucei TREU927
Lineage: Eukaryota; Euglenozoa; Kinetoplastea; Trypanosomatida; Trypanosomatidae
Exons: 1
Coding region: 1-192 (63 amino acids)
Source: RefSeq, a predicted model, not a curated record